AUUUUUUAACACGAUUACAAGAAGAACAAUACAUUUAUUUGUUGAAUUGAAUGAAUCGAACCCUUUUUCUGUAUUAGUUUUUCAUCGUUUUAUUUUAAAGGCAAUCAUGGACACGUACGAAAGCAUAUUAUUGGUAAAAAACGAAGUUUUCGUUUUCAAAAUACCGCCAAGAACCACCAACAGAGGAUACAGGGCGGCUGAUUGGAAUCUCGCUGAACCAACUUGGACUGGUCGCUUGAGAAUUGUCAGUGUGGGUGAUGCAUGCACUCUUAAACUUGAAGACCGUAACAAUGGUGAACUAUUUGCUAAAUGCCCCAUUGAACAGUACCCAGGCGUGGCUCUUGAGUCUGUUUCUGAUUCUUCUAGAUACUUUGUCGUGCGCAUCCAAGAUGAAAAUGGUCGUGCUGCAUUUAUUGGUCUUGGAUUUGGUGAUCGUUCUGAUAGUUUUGAUUUAAAUGUUGCCUUACAAGAUCAUUUUAAAAGAAUCAAAGUCUGUGAAGAAAUUGCUAAGGAAAAGAAUGAACCCAAACAAGAAUUGGAUCUCAAAUUCAAAGAAGGCGAAACAAUUAAAAUUAAUAUGAAAAUUACUAAAAAAGAUGGCAGUGAAGGAGUGGCUAAUAAACAGACUAAACCUCGACCAACAAUUUCAGGCAGUGGAGGACUGUUACCGCCACCUCCAGGUUCUUCCAGUGUAAAAACCAUUCCAGCACCACCCUCACAAACAUCAUCUCCAUCACAUCAAUCUACAAAUCCAAAUAAUUGGGGUGAAUUUACUUCUGCAAAUAAUACUUCUCAAUCAGGUGGAAAUUCUAAUCCUAAUUGGGUACAAUUUUAAAGCCAACAUAUUAUGCCAGGUAACCAAAUAUUGGAGUUUAUUAUUAUUAUCAUUAUACUAAACAUUUUUGUUAUAUUAUAAUUAAUUUAUUAUUAUUAUUUUCGUUUUAAAUAUUCAAAAAUAUUGUUACAAUGAGUUAUUUUUAUUAGAUUCUUUGACAAUACAUAUUAUUUAGCUUAUUUAAAUCCUAUUAUGUUUUACUAAAAUAAAUUAUAAAGUUUACUGUAAAAAUAGUGAUUGUUUAAUAUUAUUAGUCCAUAUACAUUUGUAUAACUAAUGACUAUGUAAAUGUUAUUUUUCUUGAAUUUAUAGAAGUAUUCAAAAAUUUUUAAUUAAUUUCAAUUUUUAAUAAAAUUAUUGUAUUUUUAUUAUUAUCAUUAAAUAUUAAAUGAUAUGUGAAUCAUUCAUUUUGUUAUUAAGUUAAUUAUUGAUAUUUGUUUAAUAUUUAUGUAUUCAGUAUUAUGAUCUAUGGAAAUUCUAUGAUAGUAUUAUUUAUAACAAAAACAGUAUUUACACUUUAAAUAAUUUCAGUACUUAUUUGUUCUUUUAGGAACUAAAAUUGGAAACGAUAAAUAUCAUAUAAUAUCACUAAUGAUGCAAUAAAAAUAGUAACAUGUUAUCACUAUUUAUUUUAUAAAAACUAUUUUUUAUCCUUUUAUUAUACUAAUUUUAGUCAUAAAAAAUAAUUUUAUCAAAUUAUACUUUAUGUCUUAAAUUCUGUUACUUCCAACAUUUAAGUAUAUCAUUUUUACUUCACUUCUGAGAUUAAUUUAUAUGAAAGAAGUUAAAAACAAUUAUUAUACAAAAUGAAGUUAAGUUAAGUUUGUACUUCGUCAUAGAAUAGUAUUUUACAACAUUGACUACAAUUGUAGCAUACUUACACUUCUUAUUCGUACUUGUUUAAAUUAUUGUGCUGUUCUAGUGUUGUUAAUUGUAAAAAAUUGUUAAAAUGCCUGUACAAAUAUUCUUAAAUUUUCUGUGUAUACAAUAAAAAAUUUAAAAAGACUUAAAUAAGUUAAGAAUAUUUAUCAUAAACGUAUACAAUACACGUUUUGAAGUAAACAUCCUUUUAAAUUAAAUUACUUUAUUGUAAAAGAAUUUUUUUUUUAUGAACCCUUAAGAUUAUGCUAUUAAUUUUAGUAUAGUUUAAUUCAAAGUGUUAAGUUUAGUUCAAUUAAUACAUUACAUUUGUUUGAGAUGUACAAUUUGGUAAAAUUUGGUUAUAUUCAAGUGAAAAUUUUAAAUUUUUAUCACUUAUGUUUUUAUAUAUUCUUAUUUAGAUAAAUUUUACAACUUAAUUUAUAAGCUUAUUAUAUGAUUCUAAUAUUCUUAUAAUACAUUUAUCUCAUUAUAUUUAGUGUAAACUUAAUUACUCUAAAUCCAUAAAUUGUUAAAUUAGACCAACUAAAAUAUCUCAUUAAUCAUUAUAUAAAUAUCUAUUAUAAUGUAAUAGAUAGUGAAAAAACUAUAAUUUAUUAUUUUAUUUUAUUUUAUCGUGAAUUAUUUAAUAUAUAAGCUUAUGUUUCAAUAUCAUUAUAAUAAACUGUAUUGGGCUGUAAUUGUUAUUAACAUACAUAAUUUAUUAACUAUUAUAAACCUAUAAUUAUUAAUACAAACGCAGUAACUAAAAUGUUGAAUCCGCACAUACAUUUUACUAAUUAUUUAUUUUAUAUUUAUCGGUGGAUAUUAAAAAAAAUAUAAAUUAGGCUUUUUGGGUCUAAUUAUUUGUAUUGUUAAAAAAAAAAUGUUGUACCAUUCCAUUUGUAAAUGUUUUUUUUUAUUUUGAAUACUUAAUAUAUGUAUAGACAUAUAUUAAUAUUUAGAACUUGUCACUAGCUACAACUGUAGCUCUCUCUCUCUGUUCUCUGACACUGACACACUGUAAAACAAACAACACACCAAUACUUGAUUUACAUUCUAUAAUAUUAUGAUCAACUGUAAAAAAAAGAAACUUAGAUAAUAUGCUCGUUUUUCCUUUAAAUUAUACUUGUUAAAUUUUGUCUACUAUAACGAUUUACAAACAUUCAUUUAUUUGUUUUGGAAUUUUGUUUUCUUUAAAAAAGACCUUUAACAAUAAAAUUGUUUUGAUUAUCCGCCAUUAUUGUACAGUUUUGAAGAUCACACUUUUUUUUUAAAGAUAUACGAGCAAUAAAUAUAUUAAUUUUGUCAAUGUUUGCAAUCGGAGAGCUACUGUUUUGAUGAAUAGUGUUGUGCACAGUGAAUUUUUAUUGUACCGUCGGUUUUUACGUUUAGACCAAUGUGAUGUUGUAUAGGUUUAAGUAUUUAUAUAAUAUAUUAUUAUACAUACCCGUUUGAAAUGAUUGUAAUGACGAAUAAUAAAACAACUAUUGAUAUAAUAACGA
Messenger RNA from Aphis gossypii (cotton aphid), 3198 nucleotides. RefSeq names its product NECAP-like protein CG9132. Bases 107 to 835 code for a protein of 242 amino acids. Gene Ontology annotation, cellular component: clathrin vesicle coat; membrane. The transcript is spliced from 4 exons. Gene Ontology annotation, biological process: endocytosis. NCBI's taxonomy places the organism in Eukaryota, Metazoa, Arthropoda, Insecta, Hemiptera, Aphididae. The record is from RefSeq and is a predicted model, not a curated record.